Molecule: messenger RNA, 718 nt
Organism: Lactuca virosa
Lineage: Eukaryota; Viridiplantae; Streptophyta; Magnoliopsida; Asterales; Asteraceae
Source: the annotation of a GenBank genome assembly
AUUCAACCUCCAAAUGUGUGUGUCAGUGUGUGUGUCACAUGGUAUAUGUAGGAGCCUGAGUUUGUGUGUUUGAGUAUAUAUAAAUACACAUAGUGGUGGUGGAUUGCGGUGGCAGAUGGCGGAGUUCACACAUUUGUUGGUGGUUAAGUUCAAGGAAGAGGUGGUGGUGGAGGAUAUUAUCAAAGGAUUGGAGGAGCUUGUUUCUCAAGUUGAUAUUGUUAAAUCCUUUGUUUGGGGAAAGGAUAUUGAAAGUAUGGAGAUGUUAAGGCAAGGAUUCACACAUGCUUUCAUGAUGACUUUUGGCUCCAAAGAUGAUUUCACUGCUUUCCAAACUCACCCAAAUCACAUGCAAUUCUCGGCCACAUUUUCAGCAGCAAUCGAAAAAAUUGUGCUUCUUGAUUUCCCGGUUGUUGCUUUCAAGACCCCACAGUAGCCGGUGUGCAUGGUAUUUGACAAUUUGAAACGAUUUAGAGGUUUUCUAAAUCGGAAGAAUUAAGAAAUUUUAUUAUGUGAAGUCUAUGUGUUCUAGUUUAAUGUGUGUUUUCUUUUUUGAGAUUUGAUUAUUGUAUGAGGAACUCUUGUGGAUUCUUGAAUGAACCAAGAUGGACCGGUUCGGAAUAAUUACAAUUUCAAUGCACAAGAUAUAUUGGUGUAUUCCAUGUAUUUAAUUAGAAUAAUAUGUGUAUUAUGGUUGUAAUUAUCUUGCUUAAAAUUGGCU